Neocloeon triangulifer is the source of this 1073-nucleotide messenger RNA. RefSeq names its product glyoxalase domain-containing protein 4. The record is from RefSeq and is a predicted model, not a curated record. The transcript has 8 exons. The coding region runs from base 165 to 1028 and encodes 287 amino acids. NCBI's taxonomy places the organism in Eukaryota, Metazoa, Arthropoda, Insecta, Ephemeroptera, Baetidae.
AACACUGUAUUGGUGCUCAUUAAUUGGCGCCGUCAAGCGGUAUGUUUGCGAAAUAAACAUUGGUGCUUGUCACCACUCGCACGCUCCACCCAUUCACUCAAACUCGAGCUGGCGUACGAUUUUAAGAUCUUCCAGCGUCGGCAGGUGUGAGCUAGGAUUCAAACAUGAACAUCAACGGCAGAGCUUUGCACUUCGUUUUCAAAAUUGGGGACCGCAAAAACACUAUGAAGUUCUACCGCGAAGUCUUAGGAAUGAAGGUUCUGCGUCAUGAGGAAUUUACCGAAGGAUGUGAAGCAGCUUGCAAUGGACCUUACGCGAACCGAUGGAGCAAGACCAUGAUUGGCUAUGGCUCCGAGGACACGCACUUUGUCGCUGAGCUCACCUUCAACUACGGCGUCUCCGAAUAUGAAAAAGGAAAUGACUUCAUUGCUAUGACAAUUAAGUCAAAGGAGGCCAUCGAGAGGGCAAAAGCACUUGACUGGCCGGUCAGCAAGGACGAGGCCUCUGGCUUUUGGGUAACCGAGGCGCCUGGGGGAUACAAGUUUUUGCUCAUUGACGAACCGCAACCCGUUGACACAGACCCUGUGCAGUCCGUCAUCCUGGGCAGUUCUAACCUGCAGAAGUCGCUCGACUUCUGGCACGGUACCCUUGGUCUCAAAUUGCUCAACAAGGAUGAAAAGUCGGCCGUUGUCUCUUUUGGUGGAGACCAGGCUAAACUAGAGCUCAGAGACCUUGGAGGUCCGGUGGAAAGGGCAAAGGCGUACGGUCGGAUUGCCUUUUCGUGUCCAUACGAGCAACAGGAGGUUAUCAGCAAGAAGAUUUCUGAGACGGGCAACACCAUCCUGACGCCCCUGAUCACCCUGCCCACCCCUGGCAAAGCGACCGUCAGGGUCAUAAUUCUGGCAGACCCGGACGGUCACGAGAUUUGCUUUGUAGGGGACGAGGGCUACCGUCAGCUCUCAGAGUAUGACCCCCUCAGCACCCAACUGCUUGAAAAGGCUAUGUCGAAAGAGUGGGGACCAAUAUGAAUUUUUGAUAUUUACCAAUUAAGAUACAUUUUUUUUUCCAAAAUA